This is a messenger RNA of Daldinia loculata, 1819 nucleotides long. Its product is annotated as carbohydrate esterase family 3 protein. Gene Ontology annotation, molecular function: phosphatidylcholine lysophospholipase A1 activity. The record is from RefSeq and is a predicted model, not a curated record. The transcript is spliced from 3 exons. NCBI's taxonomy places the organism in Eukaryota, Fungi, Ascomycota, Sordariomycetes, Xylariales, Hypoxylaceae. Bases 377 to 1420 code for a protein of 347 amino acids.
CGUAGGGUCUGAACUAAAUCAGUUCGAACUCUCGACAAAUAAGGUUACCGAUAAGACUUUGGAGACUUUGGAGACUAACGGAAAAGGCAGAUAGACAGGGAUAAGGAUCUCUUUCCUUCUUUCCUAUUGCGUAGGCUGCGUAAGGUAAACACUUCGUGUUCUGCGUUGUUGUUGUUGUCAAACGUCGAGAAGCCCCUGCCAAGCUCUUACCUGAAAUAUUCUUGGUGUAGGUAUCCUUCGUGGUGUCCUUUUUCAUCUUCUUUUUCAUCAGGAUUUCUUCUGCGCCGUUAUGCGCUUUCGUUAAAGACUGCGCGAGCAAUACACUCUUUACCUCACUCUUUUACACCACCGUCGAGCGAAUGGACCAUUCGCCAAAAUGCUUAUGAAUUCUCCCUUCUCCGCGCUUUACCUGCGCUGGAAGCAGCUGCCCAACCUCCAUAAGGUGAUAUCUGUGUCCGGCCUAUUUAUUUUCUUGUUAGUCAUAUUUCUUCAGCCUAAUCCCGAUGUUGCACGCGAUGGGUGGAACCGUCUUACACACUCCGACACUGGCCCUCUGGCGGGCGGAAUUCCUCUUCGUGUCAUGUUCAUAGGCGCUUCUAUGACUCUCGGUGAACACUCGACUGGCGAAGUCGGUUACCGAAAGCAACUUCGCGACUGGAUGGUUGCUAGAGGCAAUCCCGUCAACUAUGUCGGCCAGAACCGAUAUGGUGACUUCAAAGACAACGACGUCCAAGCAUUCGGUGCCCAACCUAUAAAACCGACCCUCGAUCGCCUUAAAGAAGUUGUACCUCAGACCCAACCGAACUUGGUCAUAAUAAAUGCUGGAUCGAGCGAUUGUUUCCAGUUGGACCAUUGGGGACCGGCGUAUGUCUUCCAGAAAAUGCGCGAUCUAGUUGACUUCAUCUUCGAGGCCUCGCCGCGAAGUACCAUUAUUAUGUCCACUAUCAUAAUGAGCCCGUGGGAAGGUACGGAACGUUGCGUCAGGAGCUCUAAUGCCCAGAUACGCCAGGUGGCUAUCGACCUUAUUCGGGAGGGCAAGCCAGUGGUUAUGGCUGAAAUGCAUCAUGAUCAGGGUCUACCGAAUCGCGUCGUGAAGCAGGAUAUUGGACCUGACGAUAUGCACCCUACAGACAAGGGUUACUUCAAGAUGGGAGACAUCUUUAUAGAAAAAAUCAUCGAAGUUGAGAAAAACGGCUGGCUACAGGCCCCGGUCGAAAAUGGCGUCCCAGCAGAUGGUGAAGCUGCUAGAGAUGCCGAAGAUGCAAUCAAUGCGAAUCAAGAGAAGGCAAAAGAGAAGGAAAAUAAGGAGAAAGAAAAUAUGGAGGGCAAGGCAAGUCAGGACAAGAAGGAAAAGAAGUCUCUUAGCAGAAGAAGCCACGAAUGGGGAAGAGCGCUUAAUAGGCGUCACGCGGCCGUUUAAUGAUGUUAGAAUAUGAUGUUGACGCGUCCUAGUAGCUUUCACGCAGGACUCGAAGGUAGGGCCGGCUAUUAUUUACAAAUAAUUGCCGGUGUUCGAAGCUGUUGAGUAUGUUAUCCGGGUUCAUGAUGAUAUGGAACCCUUACUAUUAGAUGAUGCGCUUGCCCCGCGGGCCUUUACUAUUACAUGGCAUGUAUAGUAUGUAAGUUAGAUUCAAUGUAUGUAUUUUCCGAGCCAGCAAAGACCCGGUGGUGGUCAUCGUGGACUAGCUAGAUUUAAGUCUACCUCGAAGUUGUCUAAUUGAGUCGACUACCAUUAUCUUAUGUUUUGUGUAUAUUCAACUUGCCGAAGAUAAUUCUAGCUGUACUUGAUAAUACAGUUAGUUACCUACAUGACAGACCU